AAAAAAAGAUGAACUGGAACAGCCUUGUGUUGUGUAACCUACUUCUAGAGUUUUGCAUAUCCGCAAACUUUGCCUUCAUUUCCGGCACUGGCUGGGUUUAUAAGAUUGUAUCCCAAACGAGGCUCUUUCCGUUCUAUAGUGCACUACAAAAGUCGUAGAAAGCCGUUUGUUUAUGUUUGAGUUAGUGCGCCUACACAGGGAGUAGGAUUCUUUUUGGAAUUCGGCCCACGUUUAAGGCUCUUUGUUGACUUGAGCACACUCCACCAGUCGUGCACACAAUCUAGUCCAGUCUAAAAGUUAAUUAUGCAGGACAGAGAAACUUCAAGUUUAUCCAAAUUCGCUUUCUUGUUGUGAAGUCGCCAUUUUAAAGUAUUAUUUAUAGCGUUCACAUCUGCUCGUGCGUUGACACACUGGCUGAACGGUGUACAUAAAUAGUACUGCGGCUGUUGAAGGGUUUAUUUCAUUCCCUGAUGUAGGACACUUGGGUUCAGUAGGGGGUUUGGGAUAGAGCUCUUAAAUACCUCCGGUUUCCAGCAGACUUGAUGUUAAGACAAACUUUUACCUUUUUUGGUCAUUUUGUGGGAGCUGGGACGAGAUGGGAAGUGAAGGGCGUUAAAGGCAGUGUUCUGACAGAUUAACAGACAGAAUAACGUUGAGGCACUCAGGCCUGUUCGUUUCCUUUAACUCCUGAUUCAUUAUCAUAUCAGUGAACAAAGCGCUUUGUCAUUCAGCAUUCAGUUGCUGAACAGAGCCAUCAGGGGGCGAUGGCUGACAACAGCAGCACUAAUGGCAACAGUUGGACCAUUCUUGCUCCAGAGGUAAAGGAGUCUGGAGUAGAGAGCAUGGGUCCUCUGUCUGAAGGUCAGGGAGAAGUGCAUGCAGCUCCCACACAAUCAUCAGCGCUCUCGGACAGUCCCGCAGAGCAAACUCACCCUCCUGAUCCUCCACAGGUGACGCCACUAGAGAGCAGUGAAACCGCAGCUGUUUUACACAGUACCUCUGUGAAGCAGGACACUGCGUCCAGCAUCCCUGCUCAUGUUGAAAACCUGACCUCCUUGACCACUGACCUUGAAGAGCCAGGAGCCUCUGGUGACGGCUUUGAAAGCCAACCGCUUAUUGAUACAGAAUCAUUCUCUGACUCUUACACACACAUCAGCCCUUCACCCGUGUCCGCAUCACUCCCUGGAGCCUCAGAAGAAGAAGAAGAAGAGGGGCUUUCACACGGGGAAGAGAAGGGUGAGCCGAGGAAGACUCUGAGAGAAGAGUGUAAGCCAGAAGAGAAGGCAAACGAGGGUGAUGGUCUAAGGAGGAGGAAUCUCUCUGUCCUGACCCCUUUGUACCAUCGAGAGGACGAGGAGGAGGAGGAGGGUGAGGAAGAGCAGUUCAGACAUCCACAGAGAGAAGGAGAAGGAGACAUCGGGUUCAGCUUGAACAAGUGCAUUUUUGGAGCGCUCAUCCUUCUAGGCCUGGGCACCUUAUUCUUUUCUGGUGUUCUCAUGGAUCUGGAUGAUGAAGGAGAUGCAGAUGCCAAGGAUGUGAACUAUCCAGAUGUAAAAAAGGAGUGGUUGAAUCCUGAUGCUCAAGGAGAUGCACCUGGAGGUGUCCAGCCACCAGAAAUACUGGACAAAAUGGCCAAGGAGAACCAGCAAAUUGCAAGCUUACAGGCAAGGCUUCAGGAACAGGAAGUGGAAUUAAAGGCUGCACAACUGCAAGCGGAGGAAGGCACCAAGGAGAGACUGAGGAGGGAGGAGCUGGAAGCAGAAAACCAGAGGAUGAGAGGAGAGUUGGAUAAACUGCCUGCCCUUCAGAAAGAGUACGAGCAAGAGAGUGAAAGGGUAAAGAGAGAGAGUGAGAGAGUAAAUAAGGAGCUUGAAGCACUUCCAGCUAUGCAGGAAGAGCUGGAUCGUCUAAAAGAGAAAGUUACGGAGCUCACUCAGAGUACAGUGAUUGUGCAAGCUGUGACGCCCUCUGCUGGACAUGAAGAGAUGCCUAGUAGUCAGGAGAGGAAAGAGAGAAAGGAUAAAAAAGCUUGGGAUAAAGAGAGGAAAGAGAAAGAAAUUAAGACAGAAAAGAAAGAAUGGAAGAAGGACAAGAACAUAAAGGUAGAUGAGCAAGAAGGCAAGGGAAAAAGCACAAAGGACCAUAAAGAGUGGGAGAAAGAAGAAGUCAAGAAAGGGAGGCGUAAGGGAGAAGGGAAAAACGGGCAAAAAGACCACAAGCAAGAGGAUGCCCAAAGUUGGAAGCUUGUUGAUGAAAAAAGAGAGCUUAGGGAAAGGACUGGGAAAAAAGAGAGGAAGGAAGAUAAAAAGUGGGAAAAGGAGAAACAUGGAGAAUUUGUUGACCGAAGGUGGGAAAAACGAGAGAAAGGAAAAGAAGAUAAGGAAUGGAAGCAAAAGAGUGGGCAAAAAGACUGGAAAGAAGAGAAAGAAUGGAAGAGGGGUAAGCAAGCUAGUCAGGAUGAAGUACGGAAAGAGACGAGUGAAAAAAAAAAGGAUUGGAAAGAGAGAAAGGAAUGGGGUGAUGACAAAGAGAGAGGAGCAUCAGGUGAUGAAAAGUACAGCGAUAAAAGCCCAAAGGAGAAAACUAGGAAAGGCAAGAAAGAUCAUCACGACGGAAACAGUGAAAGAAAAGAAAGGGAGGGGAAGCAUCGGGGUGGGAAACAGAAAGACAAGCCUAAAAGUGGAGAGAGAGCAGAAGGAUGGAAGGAGGAGAAAAAAUACAAAGACAAGAACCAUAAAAAAGAGGAAAAGCUGAGCAAAAAAGGCAAACAUGAAGCAUCGCACCAUUCAUACAGUGACAGACAGCACAGCAAAGACCACGUGCACGUCGACUACUGGGCCGAACAGAGGGAGAAGAUCCGUCACUAUUACGGCUCGACAGAAGGGUGCGCAGACGUGACAGCUUGUGCACACGAGGAGGGGCUUGCUCCUGUUUCGCAACGGGCAUUUGAGGCGUUCCUCGCGGGCUAUUUGACGAAACUUCUAGGACCCAAGGACCAAACUUCCAGAAAAGAGGAACUGAGCAAGCUGAUCGGCGAGUUCUUCACUGGCGGAGUCUUCGUCCAUGACCAGAUACCAUUCAGCGAGUUUGUGGAGGAUGUGGAGGACAUUUUGGAAGACAUGGCAGAUGGAGAUGACGAUGAUGAUGAUGAUGAUGAUGAUGAUGAUGAUGAUGAUCAGCUAGAGAAUGAGAUGAAGGGAUUUGCAGCAGAGGCAAUGGGGAAAUUUGUGCUUCGGGAAAAAGAGGGGAAUGAAGUGAAAAGAGGGGGAAGUGGAAGGAAAAGGGGUAAAGCGGCGAAGGGUUAGCAAUAUAGACAAGAUCUUGAUUAAAGUAUGUUGUGUAGUUCUUCCUCUGAAGUGUAAAGUAAUAUGAGGGUUCCACAUUUACAUGCACCUGUUUGAUUCAAAACAAGGAAGUCUAAGCACUGCUACUGUACAACUGUUUCCAAGCUGUAAAUGUGAGAGAGAGAGAGUGUGUGUGUGUGAGAGAGAGAGAGAGAGAGAGAGAGAGAGAGAGAGAGAGAGUGAGAAAUGAGACACUUCCUGUUAUUGACUGAGUGGUCCAAUACUUUGAGUUGUUUUUUCUUUUUUUUUUUUAGGUUUUAGUCUGUUAUUGCCCAUAAACAUGAAUCUGUCAACCACGUAAAAUAGAACAAGCUUUAAUAUAGGUUAGCUUUUUCAUUGCAGAGAUAGGGUUGCUUUGCUAUUGCUUCACGGAAUGUACACUGUGUGGCUAAAUGUUUGUGGACACUUCAUUAUAACACACAUGUGCUUGUUAAACAUCCCAUUCCAGAUUUAGUCCCUCCCCCCUUUGAUGUUAUAAUCACCUCUGCUCUUCGGGAAAGGCUUUCCAAUAGAUUUUGGAGCAUGGCUGUGGGGAUUUGUGCUCAUUUGUGUGCACAUAUGCAUUAGUGAUGUUGGCCAUUGAUGUCAGGCGAGAAGGCCUGGGGUGCAGUCGGCAUUCCAGUUCAUCCCAAAAGUGUUCAGUGGAUUUGAGGUCAGGUCUCUAUAAAGGUCACUGAACGUUUUUCACACCAAUCUUGGCAAACCAUGUCUUCAUGGAGCUCGCUUUGUGCACAGGGGCAUCGUCGUGCCAGAUCAGGUUUGGUCCCUUUAGUUCCAGUGAAGGGAAAUUGUAAUUCUACAGCGUACGAAGACAUUUUAUACAAGUGCGUGUUUCCAACUUUUUGGGAAUAACCACAUGUGGGUGUGAUGGUCAGGUGUCCACAUAUUUUUGACCAUAUGGUGUAUAUUCAUCCAUAGACUGGGUUAGUGUGUAAGAGUAUGCAGCAUUUUAAAAAGUCAGACUCUUACAUAUAAGUUUAUAAAAAAUUUUCUGCAUGUAGUUUUUCGUCCCUGCAGUGCUCAGAUUUCUUUACAGUGUACUAUAAUAUUUUUUUUUUCCGAUUUUGGUACAUGUGUUUUGCUUAUUUAUUAAUUUUGUUUCUGUGGGAAGCUCUUGUGGAAGCUUUGUGUUUAAAGUUUGAGAUGUGUUGAGAAAGUAAGGAAUUAAUAUUCUUACACCCAACCAGUUCAUAUUUUAUAGGGUAGACUUGCACUGUCAGCAAAGCUUUUUACACUUUGUACAUUACGGAUUGUUUUACAGAUGUAAAAAAAAAAAAUAAAUAAAAUAUUGUCACGUGGUACAACAUAUUUAAAUAUUCGUCCACGUAUAGGACAUAAAACGUCCAUCUUGCAGUAAUUAUUUGCAUUACAAAACUGUAUGAAGGUUUUCAUUUGAAAAGUCUUACAGUGAUAAUUACUCAUAAGAAGUGUAUGUAAAACUGGCACAGAGCUGAACAAUAACUUGUAUUUUAGUACAUACAGUUAAGAUAUUCAUGGUACUGUUUAGAUACUUGCAUUAUGCAAUAAGUUAAUAAGUACGAUGAGUACUAUGGAUAAUGCUAAAAUCUCUGCGCUUGGAAAUAGAAUCAGGGAGCAGAAUAAACCGUCUUUAUUGUAGUGGGGUUUUUUUUGUUUUUUGUUUGUUUGUUUUUGUUUUUUUGUUUUUUUACGAAAUCCGUCAAACCAAACGGCUAUUUUAAAAUAGCAACGUGCUAUUUUUCAGUUCUGCUUACUCUGUGGUCUUGCUGAAUGCUAACUUGUGAAAAGUUACACCUUGCACCUUUUCAUUUUUCACAUUUCAACUAAUAAAGCCAAAUUUACCCAAA
This is a messenger RNA of Ictalurus punctatus (channel catfish), 5170 nucleotides long. RefSeq names its product pre-B-cell leukemia homeobox interacting protein 1b (gene pbxip1b). Bases 765 to 3305 code for a protein of 846 amino acids. The record is from RefSeq and is a predicted model, not a curated record. Lineage: Eukaryota; Metazoa; Chordata; Actinopteri; Siluriformes; Ictaluridae. The transcript has 11 exons.